AUGAGAAUACUAUCCAACCUGCCCAAGGGCACAAAGCGCCUAUACGCCAUAUGUCUUCACCUCGCAAUAGGCGCCUCAAUAUGGGGCUACAACAUUGGCAUUUUGUCCUCCAUCCUCGUCCACCCGGGCUGGCGAGAGACGCUCCAGGACCCGACGCCCGCGCAAAAGGGCCUCAUCACGGGGAUAUAUUACCUGGGCACAUUUCUCUCAUACAUCUUUUUGUCGCAUCCUCUUGCAGAUUACUUGGGCAGACGGUAUGCCGCCAUGAUCGGCACGUGUACCCUGAGUCUUGGGGCGAUAUUGAUGGCGGCUGCGAGGGGAGAUGGUGCGGUGGGAAUGAUGGCCUUGGGGAGAUGGGUUUGCGGCCUGGGUGUUGGAGUGGUGAGCACUACGGUGCCGUUAUAUCAAAGUGAGAUAUCUCCCGCAAAAGAAAGAGGAAAAUUCGUCACCAUGAAUCACGUAGGCUUCAUCGCUGGUCUUGCCUCCGGCCUAUGGGUCGGCUACCUCAUGACAUUCUGGACUUCCAACGCCGGCAAAUUCUGGGGAUGGCGACUCUCCAUCCUCAUCCAAUGCAUCCCAGCCGUGACAUUCACAACCGGCCUGCUCUUCCUCCCAGAAACACCAAGAUGGCUCCUCGAAAAAGGCGACAUGGAACAAGCUUCCAAAGUCCUGCACCGCCUUCGACAAGACACCAUCCCCGCCGAAUCAAUCACCCAUGAACUCCACGCCAUUGCCGCUGAUAUCGAAUCCCGGCACAAAGCCGGCACGACGUUCCUCUCUCUUUCGCUCUCGCUCUCCUUUAUGGCGCAGAUGUGUGGUGCCACAGCAAUGAAGUACUACUUGCCUACCCUGCUGAAGGCCUUGGGCUUGAACUAUAGAUUGGCAUUGAUGGCGGGGGCGGUAGAAAUGACGGUCAAGAUUGGCAUGACGAUUGUGGAGAUGUGGGCGAUUGAUAGGUUUGGGAGGAGGACUUGCUUGACGGGGGGGAGUCUGAUCAUGGGAGUUGCUAUGCUUGUGAACGGGUUUCUGCCGAUGCUGUAUGCAGGAAACAAGAGCAAGGUUGCGGACGUCAUCUGUAUCGUCUUUAUAUUCAUCUACGCAAUGGGUUAUAGUCUUGGUCUCGGCCCAGCGGCAUGGGUAUACAGCUCCGAGAUCUUUCCGACCUCUGUUCGAGCUCGUGGCCUCAACUUUGCAGCCUCGGGAGGUUCCAUUGGCAGCAUCCUCGUUUCUCAGAUCUGGCCCGUGGGAAAUGCCAAGUUCGGAAGCGGGAUAUACUUGUUCUUCAUGGUGGUCAAUUUCACAUGUGUACCGAUCAUCUGGCUGUUAUAUCCCGAAACAAAGGGUAGGGCAUUGGAAGAUAUGGACAGUCUAUUUGGAAAAGGGGAGGAUAGAAAUGCAACCGUUCCGCUGGGCGGCGUGAUUGAUGGAGCAGGUCAGGAUGCGGACGUACCAUCUGCGAGAUCAAGUAACGAGGAGGAUGAGCCACUGCUAUCAUAA
Molecule: messenger RNA, 1497 nt
Organism: Pochonia chlamydosporia 170
Lineage: Eukaryota; Fungi; Ascomycota; Sordariomycetes; Hypocreales; Clavicipitaceae
Product: sugar (and other) transporter domain-containing protein
Exons: 8
Coding region: 1-1497 (498 amino acids)
Biological process (GO): transmembrane transport; carbohydrate transport
Cellular component (GO): membrane
Molecular function (GO): carbohydrate:proton symporter activity
Source: RefSeq, a predicted model, not a curated record